Messenger RNA from Cladocopium goreaui, 1218 nucleotides. The record is from the annotation of a GenBank genome assembly. Lineage: Eukaryota; Dinophyceae; Suessiales; Symbiodiniaceae.
AUGCAACAACCAUGCUUGCUGCGCCACGCCAAGGAUCGCGUGCCGCGCUUCUUGCCCAACGUUCUCACGACUUUUGCAGCGGCGACCACGCCUCGGCUGCAAGGGUGGCCUGGCGCCGUGGUGAUCGCCACUAUGCCGAAAGUGCUUCGGAGGGCAGGGCAAAGAUCCCAUGUUCGGCCUCAUUGGAUGCGCAGAACACGGAGAAAACCAGGGUCAGAGCAGGAGUUCUUGGAUGCGCAGGCAAAGAUACCGAUUGAAACGGGUUUGCAAAGAGGUAAAGGAGCCAAGAGCUUCGCAAGAUGGAACAAGCAGGAGCUGUACCUCAACGAGGAAAGUCGUGAACGUGCCAAAGCUGCCAGUCAACAGCACCUGCAGCGCCAUCCGGAGCUGUGGCGUUUGAGCUCCAACGAAUUGCUCGAGAUCGUUGCCCUUCAGCACCUUCUUUGGAUCGACUUGGAAGAUCUAUCGCUGCCAGCGGAUGAACGUCGUAGUGAAGAUGCCUUCACAGGUGAAGACGCUGCUGUCUGUGAGCAACUGUUGCUGGACGCCCCGCGGGAGCUCUUUGUCAUCGACGGUGUAGAGUUCCACUUUGCGCGUGAAGCCCCUGAAAUGCACGGAGCACAUUUGGAUGGCAACGACCUGGAAAUUCUAAAGCGGCAGUUCGGAGAUAGGGUGGUCGCUGCCAUUCGCGCGGCCAUCUCCAGUGGAGCCAGGGCAUCAGUGCUGCUGAUGAGGGCUGUGACCAGUGCCUUGUCGCAGUCCGGGUUGGCCCAUUUGGAACAGGCCUGCGCGGCCUUGCAGCUGGCAGUCAGCGGUGGCGAGCAAGAGGUGAGGUUUGAACUGCGUCCAUGUGCUCCUGGUGGCCCGUGGGAGCUGGAACUCUUUGUGCGGAAGGCCAACUUCCAGCAGUGCAUCAUCUACUCCAGCGGUGGCAAUGAUGUGCCGGAGGAUUCGAGCCCCAGGGCCUGCAGCCCAUCGUCCUUCUUCCUGAAGUCUUGCCGUAUUCGUUAUUCGGUGACGGAAGAUGGUGCUGUCCAGCUUGAUGUGUUGGGCAUCCAGCAGGAACACCAGUUGGUAGAUGUGAACGGUGAGCCUUUGCUGCGACGAGGCACAUGCUUAGACUGUCUGCCCCUGUGCCGUGUUGGCCAUUGGCUGCGGGGCCGUUGCGGCCAGUGCUGUGGCUGGCUGACGCGGCGCUGGCGGCGACCGGCGGAGUGA